Molecule: messenger RNA, 2519 nt
Organism: Chelmon rostratus (copperband butterflyfish)
Lineage: Eukaryota; Metazoa; Chordata; Actinopteri; Chaetodontiformes; Chaetodontidae
Gene: coro1cb
Product: coronin, actin binding protein, 1Cb
Exons: 11
Coding region: 100-1689 (529 amino acids)
Biological process (GO): actin filament organization; cell migration
Molecular function (GO): actin filament binding
Source: RefSeq, a predicted model, not a curated record
UAUGAUAACCGUAAAGACAUAACUGAUUAUAGCGGUGAUAGUGGCGGUGAGGUGGGUUCGUACAAGCCUGUGGCGGAAAUUAUCAAAGAGACAAAUCAAAUGCAUAGACAUCAGCGCCGGGUCAAACCUGAGGGGGCCAAAGCUCAGGUUCGGGUGGCAGAGCAGAGUCCAAGUGUGAAAGUAUCCCAAAUGAAGAAUGCCUUUGAUGCUCCAAAGAAAGCCAGAGAGAGACCACCAGAAGUUCAGUCACCUCCAAAGAAAGAUAUGUUGCGGCGAGUUGUGCGACAGAGCAAGUUCCGUCACGUCUUUGGCCAGGCCGUGAGGAACGACCAGUGCUACGAUGACAUCCGCGUGUCCAGGGUCACAUGGGACAGCUCCUUCUGUGCCGUCAACCCCAAAUUUGUUGCCAUCAUCAUAGACGCCAGCGGGGGAGGAGCCUUUCUCGUCCUUCCCCUACAAAAGACUGGCCGUAUAGACAAGGUCUACCCUACAGUAUGUGGUCACACGGGCCCGGUGUUGGACAUCGACUGGUGUCCUCAUAAUGACCUUGUCAUCGCCAGCGGCUCAGAGGACUGCACUGUCAUGGUUUGGCAGAUCCCUGAGAACGGGCUGGAGACUCCCCUUUCCGAGCCUGUGGUUGUGUUAGAGGGUCACUCUAAGAGGGUCGGCAUCGUGUCCUGGCAUCCCACCGCUCGCAACGUUCUCCUCAGUGCAGGGUGUGACAACCAGAUUGUCAUUUGGAACGUGGGCACGGGGGAGGCCAUGAUCAACCUGGAGGACAUGCACCCUGAUGUUAUCUUUAGCGUCAGCUGGAGCCGCAACGGCAGCCUGCUCUGCACCGCCUGCAAGGACAAGAAGGUCCGCGUCAUCGACCCCCGUAAAAAAAAGAUUGUCGCGGAGAAGGACAAAGCUCACGAGGGAGCUCGACCAAUGAGAGCCAUCUUUUUAGCAGACGGAAACAUUUUCACCACUGGAUUCAGCCGCAUGAGCGAGCGCCAGCUAGCCCUGUGGAAAACUGAAAACAUGGAUGAGCCAAUAUGCGUUCAAGAGAUGGACUCCAGCAACGGAGUCCUGCUGCCCUUCUACGACCCCGACACCAACGUAGUCUAUCUGUGCGGGAAGGGUGACAGCAGCAUUCGGUACUUUGAGAUCACCGACGAGGCGCCGUUCGUUCACUACCUCAACACCUUUUCCACCAAGGAGCCCCAGAGAGGCAUGGGAUACAUGCCCAAAAGAGGCCUGGACGUCAACAAAUGUGAAAUUGCAAGGUUUUACAAAUUACACGAGAGAAAAUGUGAGCCAAUCAUCAUGACAGUCCCGCGUAAGUCGGAUCUGUUCCAGGACGACCUGUACCCCGACACGGCCGGCCCCGAUCCCGCCUUGGAGGCAGAGGAGUGGUUCGCAGGGAAGAACGGGGGCCCCAUCCUGAUCUCGCUCAAAGAUGGCUACGUCUCCACGAAGAACCGGGACCUGAAAGUGGUCAAGACGAACGUCCUGGAGAGCAAGCCGGCCACGAAAGCGGAAAACAUCUCGACCGUCCAGAAGCACGCUUCUCCGCAGCCCUCAGUAAAAAUGGAAGACAAACUGGAAGAGGUACUCCGCGAGUUCAAGUCACUCAGGGACCGUGUCAUCCUCCAAGACCGUCGGAUCGCCAGACUGGAAGAGCAGGUCGCCAAGGUGGCCAUGUAAGGACGCGGGCCCCUCCCCCAGGCCCGCUCCUUGUUUUGGGAGAGAACCGCAUGGACGGGGUCAGCCAUGGCCACAUUCUCAAAAGAUUCGGCUUCAUCGAGCCUGGCCGUCGCUGCCGCGAUGAGACCAGGCCUACAUUCCAAGAUGAACUUUAUUUUUUUUCCUCAUCAAGUUUCACACCUCGCCCCGACACACACAGAGAAAAGGAAAAACUCUCGCCGCUCAUGUACACAUUUGUAGAAAAGACAUUUUUGUUGAAGGAGAAGUCUUAACUUUUUUGUUUGUUUGUUUGUUUUGUUUUCAGAUUUGUGGUAAAACAUUCUCAUGUGAAGUUUGUACUUACAACUCAAAAAACCUGUAUGUAGCAUCAGUAUUUCCAUUGUUACUUUUUGUGUUGCCAAAUAUGAAUCGCGUGCGGUUUCAUGCACUGCUUCUACAUUUAUUUUCUCUCCUGUUGUACAUUCCAGUCCCAACCUGGUAGAUUGAUUUCGUCGAGCUGGAUCUUUUUUUAUUUUUUAAACAAUAGCUGUUGAACUUGUUUCCCUCCCACCAGUUUGCUUAUUGAUAACCAUCAGAUUUAUGAAUGUGGAAGAAUUCCUGAAUUCUUCUUUUUCUUCCUGUUCUUCUGGGCUUGAAAUUUAACAUUGGGUUUUAUUGUGGGUGGUGGGGGGGGGGGGUUGCAUCUCUCUGGUGUAAAUGUUGUGCAAAUGUAGUGGUGCCUCUUGUCACUGUUAAGGGUCAAACUAAGGUCGCCCUCUCCAGUGCAUAUUUGGUGUUGGGAAGGGACCACUCACCCAGCUUGUGUUUCACUGAACCCCUGACAAACAGUU